AUGACUGUGAAGAAAGGUAGCCGAUGUGGUGGAUUAGCAGCUGUCGUGACUCGUCAGAAACUGCAUAUUACCAAUCAACAGAUAGACAUCACAGCUGUUAGUAAAUCAAAUCUUAGGUUCAACACAAUCGUUGGUUUUAACGAAAAAGAUCAGUUACAGUUAAUCACAAAGGAUGAAAGCAAUGAAGAUGAUAAACAAAAGGUGAUCAAAGAUUACGAUAUCAAGGCCAGCAACCAAGAGAACAUUUGUAUAGACGACAUUGCGAAUUGUGUCAACGUUGAUAGUUAUCCGAAUUGUGAAAACACGCUAGUUUUUUACGUUACAAAGAAUUCUAAUAAAGAGGCAAUAGCACUUAGAUUUGAAAACGAACAGGAUUUCAAAAGAAUAUAUUUCACUUAUAAAUAUUUCAAAAUGCGAAACAGAUUAACGAGAAACAGUUACACUAGUAGCGAAAAUUUGCUUUCGAAGAAGAAAAAUGAUUCGUACAUCAAUCGGAGCAACGAUGAUUAUAGUUUAUUUGACAAAAAGCGAUCAGAGUUCGAUUUGAUGCAAACUGUCGAUAACGAUGGAAUAACACAUUUAUCUGUGCAGCAGAAGAGCUUUACCACCCGCUUUGAUCAGCCUUUGAGCCUAAUCGGAUUAAAACAUGAGAGAGAUCACGGUGAAAUAGAUAGUAUUAUUUAUACAGAUAUAGAUAUCCCUAGUAAACCGGAAAAGAAGAGGUUAUUUCACAAAAAGGCUAAAGCACCUCCCCCUCCAUUGCCUGUCAACAAAGAGUCUUCAAAGAUACUAAAGGGCGAAUUUGUAAGAGUGAACGUCGAGAGAUCACCAGACUUGAUUCCCAAAGAUAAUAAGCAGAAUAAAAUACCUGAUAUUCUAAUGUUUCGAAAUAAUAAAACGAAAAAGAAUAGCCAGAGCAAUUUAUGGACGGUUAGCAAUAAAGUGACCAAUGGAUACGAAUCAGACAGAGAAGAAUGGAGAAACAGCCGCUCUCAGUUCUCUACGACAGCUUUCGACAGUCUCGCUCGACCUACUAAGAUGGCAAUGGCGCUGACAUUCAAGAAGCCUCAACGCCUCGAACCAGUGCCACAAUAUUUCCGCCUCACAACUGACACGAAGCCCAAACUUGCUCCCUUGCCUUUCCACCCGAACAACUACCUUCAAAGAGCACCAAGAUUACCUCGGCCAAGUGCAGACGUCGGGAGAAACCUCACGGCAGAACACAGGAAAUAUAUGUCGCUACAAAACCUUGAAAUUCCCAAGAAAUUAAGUGAACCGAAAAAACAGUACGACAAAAAGGCGAAUUAUAAUAAUAUCUCCCACAGGAUUACGGGUUUGACGAAUAAAUUACGAGAUUUAGGCACCGGUAACACGAUCGGAAGAUUUAAAUCGCAAUCUCAUACCGAUGUUGCGAAUCUAAAACCAGUAUUGAAGAUGAACGUUCAAGAUGGAACAAAACGUUCCGUUGUGAGGACUUGUAGUGUAGAACCACCAAAGAAAGUUACGUUUAGUGCCUUCGCUACCGUUCAAGUAGUCUAA
Molecule: messenger RNA, 1539 nt
Organism: Melitaea cinxia (Glanville fritillary)
Lineage: Eukaryota; Metazoa; Arthropoda; Insecta; Lepidoptera; Nymphalidae
Exons: 2
Coding region: 1-1539 (512 amino acids)
Source: RefSeq, a predicted model, not a curated record